UGUUGUGCUUCCGUUGUUGUUAAUUGAGUUAGCAGGAGUUAGGGCAACUACGAACAGUCAAAUUAAGUGGUGAAUCGCUAGAGAGAGAGACAGAGAGAGGAGAAAGAGGCCAGAGAUGGCAAAUCAGGGGGCCAAGAAGCGGAAGGAAGAGAAUAGUCGGCACAUGAAGAACAUCCUUCGCCUCAUCAUCGCCUGCAAUGUUAUAUAUCUCUUGGUGAGGGCGGGGGUCUUCUAUUCUACUUUCAAGUGGAAGCAUUUAGUUGGCUUUAUGUUGACUUCUUUCGCCUACAUUAUUCCCUAUCAACAACUUGCCUUAAUGGCGAAGCCUGCAUAUGCUGAUGAUGGGGAGCUUUUAGAUGGCGGGUUUGAUAUGAGUACUGGCGGAGUUUGUGGAUAUUUACAUGAUGUAAUUUAUAUUACGAGCUUCGUACAACUCACGUCCAUUAUAUCUGAGAAAUUUUGGUACAUAUAUUUAGUGGCGUCGUUCCUGCCAUUUGCCCGCAUUGGUCCGGCCAUUUCAGGCGUUGUUCCAGCUUUUCCCGGGGUUGUUCCAGCUUUUUCCCGGCAUUGUUCCGGCCUUUUCCCAGCCUAAUUCCGGCCUUUCCCAGCGUUGUUCCGGCUUUGUUCUGGACACCUUUUCAUCAUCUUUUAAAGCGUUUCUUUAGCAAGUUGGGCAUUCGUGAUAUUCAUGCUUCAACUUGAGGGGAAGUGUUGAAAUAUAUAAAUAUUUCUAUAUAAUUGUAGAGCAAAAUCCUCCACCAAUCAUGGUGCCUCUUUUGACUAUUGUACACCUUCCAUAUAUAUCCGUAUCCUUACCAUGCCUAUAUAUAAGCUUCUUGUACUCGAGCAAUAUACAGAUUUGAAUAAUAAAAAUGUAUCCCCUUAGUGACUCUUUGUCCAUGAAUGUAGGCCUUAGUGCCGAACCAUGUAUAUGCCAGUGUUUUCUCUCUUCCCUUUUCCUAUUUGCAUUUCUUAUUUCCGCAUCUGAAUUUUAACAGUAACAAACCAUUGUAGACGGUUUAUCUGAUAACAUACUCGAUUUGCUCAUUAGGAAUUGUUACAUUGUGGCAAUGAUUAUCUGACCAAAUUAAAGUUUGACAAAGAGGCUCCCUUUAAGGCUUUAAAUUGUGGUUUUCACCCAAAUUUCAUUUUACAAUUGAUGAUUGCUAGGAAAGUUGGAUCUGUACCAUGUUUUACACCAAGAUUUGCAAUUUCACAUGGUCCAUUGGUGAAAUUGCAGUGUCAUGGAACCAAUAUAUUAUAGAAAAAUGUCGUGCCAAAAAGACCUUAAUUGAAUUGUUU
Molecule: messenger RNA, 1302 nt
Organism: Cornus florida
Lineage: Eukaryota; Viridiplantae; Streptophyta; Magnoliopsida; Cornales; Cornaceae
Exons: 4
Coding region: 116-592 (158 amino acids)
Biological process (GO): vacuolar protein processing
Cellular component (GO): intracellular membrane-bounded organelle
Source: RefSeq, a predicted model, not a curated record